AUAGAAGUUGCAGUAUUAUUGAGGAUCUCACUGAAACAUGGAAGUGUUUUUUUUUUUUUUAGAUCUCACCAUCUAGUUCGGUUCAUUCAAGGAAUGUCAACGUCAUGUAUGUUUUAAAUAUACGAUUUGAAUCCACUAGACUCUUCAGUAUGCUCGAUUGAAAGAUUUUUCAAAAGUUUAUCGCACCUUUUUGGAUACUAAUGGAAGAUGAAGAUAAAACCGCAGGUGAAGCCGAUCCAGUACUGGGAAAACAUUUUGUAUUCAAAGUUUAUAAGAGGAGGUGGUUCAUUUUGUUCGUGCUGUGCGUAUUAAAUUGCUCGAACUCUAUGUUAUGGCUGACCUUUGCUCCAGUGGCGGAUCAGUCAGCCCAGUUCCUGGGAGUCACGGUGGACCAGGUUAACUGGCUGUCCCUAGUUUACAUGGUGGUAGCCAUACCGCUCAGCUUCGGCACCACCUGGAUGCUGGACACCCUGGGGCUCCGAAUCGCACUGUUGCUGGGCUCCUGCCUCAACGUGCUGGGGGCUGUGCUGCGAUUUGUGGCCACACUGACGGGUGUUCCCAGGGCAGCCGUUUUCCCCGUGGUGAUGGGGGGCCAGACCUUGUGUGCCCUGGCCCAGCCCCUGGUCAUCUUCACGCCCACCAAGUUGGCAGCGCUCUGGUUCCCUGAGCAUCAGCGGGCGAGUGCCAACACGAUAGCCUCCAUGUCAAACCCCCUAGGGAUUCUUGUUGCCAGCAUCUUAAGCCCUCUGACCAUGGGGGGAAAUACCAAAAACUUCUCUUUGUUGCUGUUCAUAUAUGCUGUGCCGGCAGCGGUGGCCUUUCUCCUGGCGGCCGUAGGGAUCCGUGACAGAGCCCCCCCAACACCGCCAUCAGCCAGCGCCGAAAGUUCCACCUCGGAGCCUUUCCUGAACGGGGUCAAGCUGCUGCUGAGGAACAAGGCGUACAUGAUUCUCCUCCUCUGUUUCGGCUCGGGUAUUGCCGUGUUCACCUGCUUCUCCACACUGCUGGAGCAGAUCCUGUGUGUCCGAGGGUACACUAAUAGCUUUGCAGGACUGUGUGGAGGUCUCUUCAUUGUGUUUGGCAUCGUUGGUGCCGGCAUCUUGGGAAUCUACGUCGACAAGACCAAGAAGUUCACAGAGGGAACCAAGGUCAAUCUGAGCCUGUCAGCACUGGCCUGCAUCGCCUUUUCUCUGGUAUCUCAGAUGUGGAAUCAGGAAAUAGCCGUGGCCUCUGCUUGCUCGCUCUUUGGCUUUUUCGGCUUCUCCAUUUACCCAGUUGCUAUGGAGUUGUCUGUGGAGUGUUCCUACCCGGUUGGAGAGGGCACCUCAGCAGGCCUCAUCUUCAUAUCAGGACAGAUCCAGUCAGUUAUCUACAUACUGCUUCUUCAGGGUUUGACCAAACAAAUGGCUGACUCGUCCCUAUCUACCUGUUCUGCUGGAGGCGGCGCAACCUUGAGUUGGAGGGUGUCUGUGCUGGUGAUGGCAGGUCUAUGCAGUGUUUUUACCUGCAUUUUCGUUAUCUUCUUUCACACGGAGUACAGGCGACUGGACGCCGAGGCACAGGCUGCCUGGAAAGAGAAAGUGCUGACAACCACCAACAGUACCUCCAGCUCUGACGACAUGGCGAGUUCUGAUCAUAAGGACCGACAGGCCGUAGGUUUAACGACCGGCUAACUAAUUGGCGUUACUUCAAUAACACGCAAACUCUCUGAGGAAGCCAAGCACAUUGACUCACCAAUACAUUCCUUAAUAUUUUAAGUAUUAUUUAUAAUAUGGAAAAUUUUAUUUUUAUUGAACAGAUACAGUACAUAAUCACUAUUCCAAGGAAAAGAGUCUCAAAGGGUUGUAGUUAUGUAACUAAGAGGUUAUUUCUGCAUUUGCCAUACUUCGUGAAGUGCAUGAUUGCAUGUUCACAAUAGAGAUUUUACUUUAACGAUGGUAGUGAAUGGAUAUUUAACCAGUUUGAAAUAUAAAACCUUGUAUGCACCUUUGGACCGCAUCACAUUAUAGUUGAGGUAAUAUCUAGUCCGUGUAUUGAGUCACAUGAAGCCUGUUCUUCAAUUGACUGGCAUUGAAAGAGACUGUAAGAGAACUGUGAUGGUGCAGAAAGACUAAAUAUGUGGGAUUCAGUUCAUCAAAACAUUCCCAUUAUUUAAAUGUCGGUACCACCUUCUAUGCAUUCAAUUGUACAGUUCGGUUAUGCGAGUGCUGUUAUGUAAAGAUGCUUUGUAUUAAACGAAGUAUUUUAUAAUGCAAUUCAUGUCAGUCAUUGGUUUUCUGUCCUUGAAAAGGGCUGAAUUUAGGCAAAAACACCAAAAUAAAGGCUUUAAAUUGCA
Molecule: messenger RNA, 2335 nt
Organism: Esox lucius (northern pike)
Lineage: Eukaryota; Metazoa; Chordata; Actinopteri; Esociformes; Esocidae
Gene: slc49a3
Product: solute carrier family 49 member 3
Exons: 10
Coding region: 201-1673 (490 amino acids)
Biological process (GO): transmembrane transport
Cellular component (GO): membrane
Molecular function (GO): transmembrane transporter activity
Source: RefSeq, a predicted model, not a curated record